Molecule: messenger RNA, 1029 nt
Organism: Penicillium nucicola
Lineage: Eukaryota; Fungi; Ascomycota; Eurotiomycetes; Eurotiales; Aspergillaceae
Product: RNP domain protein
Exons: 1
Coding region: 1-1029 (342 amino acids)
Molecular function (GO): mRNA binding
Source: RefSeq, a predicted model, not a curated record
AUGUCCUUCCCGCCUCCUCCAGGUCUCAAACAGACUCCUUCGUCACUUCCACCGCGGCCACCUCCAUCUUCCAACGCCGCGCAGCCACCGUCAAGCAAUGGCGGCAAACCUCGCCCGGGCUAUAAUGCGUUCACUGCAUUCCAGCCGCGCACUGUCGCUGCUAGCCAGCCGUAUCGCACCAACAGCCCGGUAGUCUCGGCUCCCGCGGCACCCGCUGCGUAUGCGGCGCCUGCUAGCUACAACACCCACUAUCAACAACCACCCCAGACAUAUCAGAGCGGGCCCUCUUACUACGGACAGCCUCAAUACGCCGAGCCUACGUACGGUCCCACCGUUCCACAUAUCCCCAAUCCAUUCGGGUCCACACCAACCCCGACCUCGGGAUAUUCACGAAAUGGUCGCGAUGCGGGCUUCGACCCCGAGACCGAGGCCCAAAUCGCGCAAUGGCAAAGCGCUUACUCCAACCCGACCGAUGACUCUGCCGGUAAACGCCAAGGUACCCAACCUGGAUCAGGGGUGAACACAGGUGCCGGAACUCCCACCGUCGGUACCAGUACUCCUGUCCCGCCAACUGAAUCUCAGAAAACCGUUGUUCGAUCGGGUGGCGGAGAAACAUGGACCGAUACGUCGCUGUUAGAAUGGGAUCCGGCCCAUUUCCGCCUCUUUGUUGGUAACUUGGCAGGUGAGGUCACAGAUGAGUCUUUGCUCAAAGCAUUUGCUCGUUAUCCAUCAGUUCAAAAAGCACGUGUGAUUCGGGAGAAGCGAACCCAGAAGAGCAAGGGAUUCGGAUUCAUCAGCUUUAGCGACGGUGAUGAUUAUUUCAAGGCCGGGCGGGAGAUGCAAGGCAAAUAUAUUGGAUCGCACCCCGUCUUGUUGCGCCGAGCUACUACAGAGGUCCGCCCGGCUGCAGGUGGCAAGGAUGGAAAGAAGAAUGGCGGUAAGAAGGGAGGCCAGCCCGGUGGCAAGGUCAAGCAUGAUGGUGUCAAAAAGUUGGGGAAGACCAAGGGAGGCUUGAAGAUUCUGGGAUAA